GCAUCACAGUGCCCUGCAAAGCUCGGACGUCGUCAGAGCGCACGCCGCAGCAGCUGCUACACCUGAUCCGGCUCGAUCGUCGCCGCAAGCUAGCUAGCUAGCCGGGCUUAGCCACCUCCUGGUACACCGACCGAUCACCAGCUGCGAGAGCCAUGGCGGCGGCGGGGGCGAAGGUGACGGUGGAGGAGGUGAGGAAGGCGCAGCGCGCGGAGGGCCCGGCCACCGUGCUGGCGAUCGGGACGGCGACGCCGGCCAACUGCGUGUACCAGGCGGACUACCCGGACUACUACUUCCGGAUCACCAAGAGCGAGCACCUCGCCGACCUCAAGGAGAAGUUCAAGAGGAUGUGCGACAAGUCGAUGAUCCGUAAGCGGUACAUGCACCUGACGGAGGAGAUCCUGCAGGAGAACCCCAACAUGUGCGCCUACAUGGCGCCGUCGCUGGACGCGCGGCAGGACAUCGUGGUGGUGGAGGUGCCCAAGCUGGGGAAGGCGGCGGCGCAGAAGGCGAUCAAGGAGUGGGGCCAGCCGCGGUCCAAGAUCACGCACCUCCUCUUCUGCACCACCUCCGGCGUCGACAUGCCCGGCGCCGACUACCAGCUCACCAAGCUGCUGGGCCUGCGCCCCAGCGUGAACCGCCUCAUGAUGUACCAGCAGGGCUGCUUCGCCGGCGGCACGGUGCUGCGCAUCGCCAAGGACCUCGCCGAGAAUAACCGCGGCGCGCGCGUGCUGGUGGUGUGCUCGGAGAUCACGGCCGUCACGUUCCGCGGCCCCUCGGAGUCGCACCUGGACUCGCUCGUGGGCCAGGCGCUGUUCGGCGACGGCGCGGCGGCCAUGAUCGUCGGCGCCGACCCCGACGAGAGCGUGGAGCGGCCGCUGUUCCAGCUGGUGUCCGCCUCGCAGACCAUCCUGCCGGACUCGGAGGGCGCCAUCGACGGCCACCUCCGCGAGGUCGGCCUCACCUUCCACCUCCUCAAGGACGUGCCGGGGCUCAUCUCCAAGAACGUCGAGCGCGCGCUGGAGGCCGCGUUCGCGCCGCUGGGCAUCUCCGACUGGAACUCCAUCUUCUGGGUGGCGCACCCGGGCGGGCCGGCGAUCCUGGACCAGGUGGAGGCCAAGGUCGGGCUCGACAAGGCCCGGAUGCGCGCCACCCGGCACGUGCUCUCCGAGUACGGCAACAUGUCCAGCGCCUGCGUGCUCUUCAUCCUCGACGAGAUGCGCAAGCGCUCUGCAGAGGACGGCCAGGCCACCACCGGCGAGGGCUUCGACUGGGGCGUCCUCUUCGGCUUCGGCCCCGGCCUCACCGUCGAGACCGUCGUGCUCCACAGCGUCCCCAUCGCCGCCGGCGCCGCCGCAUGAUCCAUAGGAUCGAUCACCUGAUCAUCACCAUAUACAUACGCUCCAUGCACGUCCACGUACACUUCGCAAUUUAUUCGCCUCUGUCACGCAAAUAAUGUACUCUAGUACUGUAUCGGUCAUGUGUCGGUAGGAUUCUAUCGUUGUUGCAAAUUUAUUUUUCAUUCAUGCACUACUGUCACAUACACAUAUGCAAGCGAGUCCUGGUAGUAACCUGACUUUUAAGGGCGAGCUAGCUGAGGGGUAAAAGUCUCAUUUUAUAUAUGGAUGGUGAGGUAUUGUUA
Messenger RNA from Phragmites australis (common reed), 1639 nucleotides. Its product is annotated as chalcone synthase C2-like. The record is from RefSeq and is a predicted model, not a curated record. NCBI's taxonomy places the organism in Eukaryota, Viridiplantae, Streptophyta, Magnoliopsida, Poales, Poaceae. The coding region runs from base 153 to 1358 and encodes 401 amino acids. Gene Ontology annotation, biological process: polyketide biosynthetic process. Gene Ontology annotation, molecular function: acyltransferase activity, transferring groups other than amino-acyl groups. The transcript has 2 exons.